Cylicocyclus nassatus is the source of this 1314-nucleotide messenger RNA. Lineage: Eukaryota; Metazoa; Nematoda; Chromadorea; Rhabditida; Strongylidae. The record is from the annotation of a GenBank genome assembly.
AUGGGUGCUGCUAAAAUAUCUUUCUUUGCUUUUUUUGCUGCACUUGCUGCUGCUAUAUUCAUUGAAUUAUUCCGUACAAAAGAGCCUGUAUAUGUGGACGGAACAGUUGAAAGAGGCUACGAAAAAGUAAAGGAGCUAUUCAUCAAAAACUUUGAAGAUGGCUGGGAAAGAGAAGGAGCAACAUUUGCCGUCUUUGUCAACGGUACGAAAGUCGUUGAUCUUUGGGGAGGCUAUGCUGACCAUCAAGCGGAACGGAAGUGGAAGAAGGAUACUAUGUCUAUCACAUUUUCCACUACAAAGGCGGUUGCAGCUGUUUGUGUAGCGUUGUUAGUCGAUCGUGGAAGACUUCGCUAUGACGACCUCAUUGCCACAUAUUGGCCUGGAUUUGCCAAACAUGGAAAAGGAAAUGUCACCGUGCAAAUGGCACUUUCUCAUGAAGCAGGUUUGGGAUACCUGGACACUCCCAUAACGGAAGAAAUCGCUGCAGAUCAUAAUAAAAUCAGGGAGAUUCUUGAGAAUGAGCGACCGAAAUGGGAACCCGGUAGAAUGAAUGGAUAUCACGCAUACACCUACGGAUGGAUUGUUGAUCAAAUCAUUCGGCAUGUUGACGAGAAACAUCGAAGCAUCGGACAGUUUCUGAGGGAGGAGAUCACAGGACCACACCACAUCGACUACUACAUUGGUCUUCCAUUUGAAGAGGAGUACAGGAUGGCCCGAUUGUCAGUGCCAACAAUGUGGGAACGAAUAAGCGAGGUUUUGUACGAUUGGCGCGUAUCUAGAUACUUCUUAUCGCUGUGGAAAUUUGUUAGGGACACUCCCUUGUCACGAGCUACGAACAAUCCGUCGUGGUUGCAAGCUGUUGCCAGGUGUACGUUGAACAAUCCUGAUUACCAUCACUUGGAGCAAGCUGCUGCUCUUGGUAUUGGAAAUGCUAGAUCGCUUGCAGCAAUUUUCAAUCUUGUCGCCACGCAGAAGCUGCUAAGCGAACAAGUUUUAAACCGUUUGCAACAUCACUACAAUAAUGACACAGAUGUAAUUUUUGAUGACGUAAUAGCCAAGGGACACGGUUUUCUGUACAUGCCGCUGCACAGAGCAGGUACGGAGUUUUUGGUGGGACAUACCGGUCAUGGAUGCCAGCAAGUUGUAUACGAUCUCAAGAAUCAAGUCUCAAUAGCCUACGUAAACAAUGGGCUCAAAACAGGUCUCUACGACUUAUAUCCUAGCAUUUAUCUUGAGGAUGAUGGAGAUGACGACAAGAUUGAAGAGUUCAACAAUUUGCUCGUUGGCGGCGGUGCAACCAAACGGACAAGAUGA